CGGCAGCAGCAGCAGUGUUGUCGCGGGGAGCAGACCGCAGCCAGCCGCAGUGGGCGCCGCAGCCGCGCCAGUCGUGCGCACAGCAUCCUGAGAGCGCGCUGAGCGCGGGGACCCGCGGACCAUGCCGUGUCACCGCGACCGGGAGGGGGGCAGGCGCGCUCCUUUUUGACAUAAAAGCCAGCCGGCCAAAUAGAUUUAUAUCCAUAUAAUUCCGCCCUUCACGGAGCCGGUGUGCGAAGCGUGAGCUCUAUUUCCCUCUGCCUCCUCCUUCCACUCCUCCUCCUCCCCUUCCUCCUCCUCGCCCUCCUCCUCUUUCUCCUCCUCCUAAGUGUACAGACUGCACCCUACCACCUGGUUGGCUUCUGACAAACGGGCAUCUCUCCCUUUUUAGGGACCAGAGACACAGAGAAAGAGAGAGGAGAGAGACAAGGGACAUUCUAAUGCAGACUGCCUGAUACUCCCCCCUCCAAAAAAAAAAUAAUAAUAAAUUUUGGCUCUUGUCCCCUCCUCCAACCCCCACCCCCUCAAGCUUGUGUGAGAUGUUGGGUUUCUUCAGGAGACACUGCUGAGAAGUCGCAGUGGUUGGAGAGGCGUAGGGGGGUGGACUCCCUCUACCUCCUCUCCCUCCCUCCCCCUUUUUUCUUUCUGGGAGGAGGUGGAGGAGGAGGAGGAGGGGAAGGGGGGUUGCAGAGCGAGCGAUGGAUGAGGAAAACAUGACGAAAAGCGAGGAGCAGCAACCUCUGAGUUUGCAAAAAGCCUUGCAGCAGUGCGAGCUGGUUCAGAACAUGAUAGACUUGAGCAUCUCCAAUCUGGAAGGGCUUAGGACGAAGUGUGCAGCUUCCAACGACCUCACGCAGAAGGAGAUCCGGACCCUGGAGAGCAAGCUGGUGAAGUACUUCAGCCGGCAGCUGUCCUGCAAGAAGAAGGUGGCCCUGCAGGAGCGCAAUGCCGAACUGGAUGGCUUCCCCCAGCUCCGCCACUGGUUCCGGAUCGUGGACGUGCGCAAGGAAGUCCUGGAGGAGAUCUCCCCUGACCAGCUGAGCCUGGAGGACCUCCUAGAGAUGACAGAUGAGCAGGUGUGCGAGACGGUAGAGAAGUACGGCGCCAACCGGGAGGAGUGUGCCCGGCUCAACGCCUCCCUGUCCUGUCUCAGGAAUGUGCACACAGCAGGUGGGAAUCUCUCCAAACAAGACUGGAUCAUCCAGUGGCCCACCACGGAGCCAGGGCAGGACAGCAACCCUGUGUGCCCCCCGGAGUCCAGCCCGUGGAUCCGCACCCACCUCUCCCAGAGCCCCAGGGUCCAGUCCAAAUGUGUCCAGCCCUUCUGUCACGCCAGCCCUAUGCCUGGGACCCCUGUGUACACCCACGUGGACAGACUCACCGUGGAUGCCUACCAGAGCUUGUGCCCGCCGCCACCCCUGGAAUCAGGCCACCGCUCCCUGCCCCCGUCACCCCGGCAGCGGCACGUAGUCCGCACCCCACCUCGCACCCCGAAUAUCGUCACCACCGUGACCCCUCCUGGCACGCCACCCAUGAGGAGAAAAAACAAGCUGAAACCUCCGGGGACACCACCACCCUCCUCUCGGAAACUUAUCCAUCUGAUUCCCGGCUUCACAGCGCUGCACAGGAGCAAAUCCCAUGAGUUCCAGCUCGGGAACCGUGUGGACGAGGCCAACACACCCAAAGCCAAGAAGAAGAGCAAACCCCUGAACCUCAAGAUCCACAGCGGCGUGGGCAGCUGCGAGAACAUCCCUGCCCAGCAGCGCUCCCCACUCCUGUCCGAGCGCUCCCUGCGGUCCUUCUUCGUGGGCCACGCGCCCUUUCUGCCCUCCACCCCACCCGUCCACACGGAGGCCAAUUUCUCUGCAAACACACUGUCUGUACCACGGUGGUCACCACAGAUCCCACGCAGAGACCUUGGCAACUCCAUCAAGCACAGGUUUUCCACCAAGUACUGGAUGUCUCAGACGUGCACUGUCUGCGGGAAAGGGAUGCUUUUUGGCCUCAAGUGUAAAAACUGCAAGUUAAAGUGCCAUAACAAAUGCACCAAAGAAGCCCCACCCUGUCAUCUCCUGAUCAUCCACCGAGGAGACCCAGCAAGGUUAGUGCGAACAGAGUCAGUCCCCUGUGACAUCAACAACCCUGUCCGGAAGCCAGCGCGAUACUCAGAUCUUCACAUAAGCCAGACGCUCCCCAAAACCAACAAAAUCAACAAGGACCACAUCCCUGUCCCUUACCAGCCAGACUCCAGCAGCAACCCCUCAUCCACGACGUCCUCCACGCCCUCCUCACCAGCACCCCCCCUCCCUCCCAGUGCCACGCCGCCUUCUCCCCUGCACCCUUCCCCACAAUGCACGAGACAGAAAAAGAACUUCAACCUGCCAGCUCCUCACUACUACAAAUACAAGCAGCAGUUCAUCUUCCCAGAUGUGGUGCCUGUACCGGAGACGCCGACCCGGGCACCUCAAGUCAUCCUGCAUCCUGUCACCUCGAAUACAAUCUUGGAAGGAAAUCCAUUACUUCAGAUUGAAGUGGAACCGACCUCGGAGAAUGAAGAAGGCCACGAUGAAGCAGAGGAGUCCGAGGAUGACUUUGAGGAGAUGAACCUAUCCCUCCUCUCAGCCCGGAGCUUCCCACGCAAGGCCAGCCAGACCAGCAUCUUCCUUCAGGAAUGGGACAUCCCCUUUGAGCAGCUAGAGAUUGGCGAGCUCAUCGGGAAGGGCCGCUUCGGGCAGGUGUACCACGGGCGCUGGCACGGUGAGGUGGCCAUCCGGUUGAUUGACAUCGAGAGGGAUAACGAGGACCAGCUCAAGGCCUUCAAGCGGGAAGUGAUGGCCUACAGGCAGACCAGACAUGAGAACGUGGUGCUCUUCAUGGGAGCCUGCAUGAGCCCGCCCCACCUGGCCAUCAUCACCAGCCUCUGUAAGGGACGGACGCUCUACUCUGUGGUGAGGGACGCCAAGAUUGUCCUGGAUGUCAACAAAACCAGGCAGAUCGCACAAGAAAUUGUGAAGGGCAUGGGCUACCUCCACGCGAAGGGCAUCCUUCACAAGGACCUCAAAUCAAAGAAUGUCUUCUAUGACAACGGCAAAGUGGUCAUCACGGAUUUCGGGCUCUUCAGCAUUUCUGGGGUGCUACAGGCUGGCAGACGAGAAGACAAGCUACGCAUCCAGAAUGGCUGGCUGUGCCACCUGGCCCCAGAGAUCAUCCGUCAGCUGUCCCCCGACACUGAAGAGGACAAGCUCCCCUUCUCCAAGCACUCGGAUGUCUUUGCUCUCGGCACCAUCUGGUAUGAGCUCCAUGCCAGGGAGUGGCCCUUCAAGACUCAACCAGCAGAGGCCAUAAUUUGGCAGAUGGGCGCAGGCAUGAAACCCAACCUCAGCCAGAUUGGAAUGGGAAAAGAAAUCUCGGACAUUCUGCUCUUCUGCUGGGCCUUUGAGCAGGAAGAGCGGCCCACCUUCACCAAGCUCAUGGACAUGCUAGAGAAACUGCCAAAGCGAAACCGCCGUCUGUCACACCCCGGACAUUUCUGGAAGUCUGCAGAGCUGUGACCGUGGACAUGGGCCAGCAUCAGCUGACUCGCCCCCAAACCACCUCUUCCUCCCUGCUCUGCCCUCUGCCAGCUCAGGAGGCCCAGGCUUACCACCAGGGGAGUCCCAACACAGCCCAGCCUGGGAGACCUGUGCGAUGACCCGGACGCCGUGGAGGCUGACCGCAUCUUGGACUUGUACCCCUUUACUCAGGCAGGAUCAGGGACCCCCCCCUGAGCUAGGAUCAAGCUGGACGAGUGAGGGUCCCGUGCACGGUCUGAAGAGCAGCAGACGCAACACAACAUGGCCAGGCUGUGGAGACCCAGACCGACGGCCCUGUGGGCAGACUCCCUCACAGGACCGGCGAGUGUGCAUGUGUCGUCUACGUGUGGACGGGACCUCCAGCUCUCUUACCACCCGGACAAGCCUGCCCACCUGUGGAGUGUCCCAGCUGUGCUAUCCCAGAACUUGGGACAGGGAUGGAACCAGGAACGACAUGCCUGCUCCGUUGAGUCAAGGUUCCCAGGCCAAGGUCAGAGUGGAAAGGGUUAAGGCUAAGGUUGCAACAUCUGUUUGUAGAGGCCCCAUCCCAAGCUGGAAGUGACUGCUAGCCCCUGGGCGCACAGCUCCGAAGGACACUAGGCAGUCCCGUGUGUCAGCUCCGAAGGACACUAGGCAGUCCCGUGUGUCGUUUUACUAUGGGGCCUCUCUGGGGAGAAGUCCUUUGGUUUCCCCCUUCAUCCUGUUUUGUAAGAAUGGUGUUCUGACUCACCUCACAGGCCACCUUCCCCUGGGCAAAUUGGAGGACACCAUAGCAUCUCAGCUGAUAUGGCAUCUGGAGGUCCUUUGUAGCUCACCAUCAUUCAUGGUGUACACACACACACACACACACACACACACACACACACACACACACACCACCGCCAAAGUCUGAGUCCUGAGAACUGGGCCUGCGGCAAGAGAGUUCUGGUACGUUCUCUCUUUGGCGCUGACACUGCUGGAGUUGGUUCUCCCACGGUGACGGAUACAGGUCCUGGGUAUGCAUGACAGGUUACAUGGGUAUGCAAGUAAUAUUUACAAGGGUCUCCCUGUCUCUCACCCACUGCGUUCCUUGUCAGGGGGUGCAAGGAGGGAACGCAUCUGUAGAGGUUCCGUGGUCUCUACUCUGGCCCAGUGCUGAGUCCUCUGAGUGGAUUCCCCACUCAGGACCCUGUGCCCCUCACACCACAUCUCCCAUGCCUUUCUUUUCUCCCCACCCGAGAGGGAAGCUUUUCUGGUCUGUGUUGGGCUACCCCACCCUCUCGCCUGCCACAGGAUCCUGCCUGAGGGAUGCUGAGAACGGAUGGUAUACAGUAAAUAGAAGGGAGUGCCCUGAGGUCACUGGUCCAUGUCCCCAAAGCCCUGUGCCCAGCAGUCACACUUGACACAUGAAGAAAAACUGUCCCCAAGCAGAGAACUAGCAGAGGUGGCAGGACAGAGACAUCCAACCCAAUCAUACGGAAUUGUCCCCUUCUUUGGUGGUCCUAGGAUGCACGUCCUGGGGCCAAACCUGCUUGCAAAGCAAGAAGGUUGAUUGACAGUGGUCACACUUUCAGAGAGACUUAUCCUACGACACCCUCAAGUCUUUGCACGGCCCUUCUCAAACCCCUUUGCAAAGCUCCCUCUACCUGUGUGGGGGACCUGGGGCCCCCACACAAAGUUGUUCCCAUGUGAACAUCUCUCUCUCCUGGUAACACUUGUGUCUCCGUGGCUCAGCAUUCAUGCAUCUUGGAGACAUUUUACAUACGUGUGCUCACGUGCCAGGACUCCAGUACCACUAAGGACCAUUCUUAUCAGUAGUUGCGUCCUCAUCUAACAAGGCUGCCUUCUGAAUUCAUCCCUGUGGCCAGCGCUGGGCUGAGAUCUGCCCCCCGCCCCCCAGCAACCUACUAAGGACCUAGAGUUUAGUUCCUCCUUUCUCUUUAAUCCCAUCAGGACCUCUUUGGUCCAUGGACCCCAGUCUUUAUCAUGUGUCUUUGUAUCAAGAGAGGAAGUAAGAGGAGAGAGGGCCAGAGAGGGCUGAGCUACUGGGAACCUGACAUGUCACCAGGAACUGGAACCCAUUCAUCUGCUUCCCCUGUUUUCAGAUGAAUGACCCACUGGGGGCUGGAGAGGGAGAUUUCUCCACAGUUCUGGGUGCUUCAAGGGAGCCAGAGGAAGGGGUUUCUUUACAAGGAGGGACCGAUCACCCACCUCCUAGGGGUCUGACCUGCUCUGAAUCUAGGAUCUAUGACUCUGUGAAGGAUCCACAGACUUGAAGAAAAAAAAAAAAAAGAGUGUGGUGGCAACCCACCUGUAAUCCUGGAACUCUGGAGGCUGAGGCAGGAGGAUAACAAGUUUGAGGACAGCCUGGGCUCCAUAGGAUUUCUGAAGACCUGUUUGUGAUUAAGGACUUGAAUGAUACAGGGAGAGUCCCAGCCUUCCUGGUUCCUCUGCCACUCUUCCACUUACGGGACCUGGGUCUCUUGGGUCAGAUGUCACCUCUUCUCUCUUGCUCUUUCCUGACCUCCCCACCCUGGGCUGGACCUGUGCUUGGGCUCCAGGCUCCAUCCCUCCCUGGCUUCCCUCGCUUCCUCCAGCUAACAGGCCCUGGCUGGCUAGCAGCCCCGUAAUGCGCAAACACUUGGAUCCAGGCAGCAAGCCAGUCUUCCCUGAGGAAGCAUCUGAGGAUGAUGGGUUCCUCUACCCUGCACAGAGCCAAAAGAAAGAAAAGGUCAGGUCGUUAGAUACAUCCCCCACCCCCGCCACCCCAACUGCUGGCCUCCUCAGCACCUCACUCUGGACAAUGCCCCUUGUUCCAUCACACCAGCCACCCACUCCACUAGCACCAAACGGCUUCUGUCUCUUCCUCAUGUUGCAAAACCUUCGAGACACAGGCUUUGGAGGGAACAAGUCCUUUCUAGCUUUGUGUGGGGACAUCUCCUGUGUCCCCAUCCCCAGAGCUAACCUAGAAACUCCAAGUGGUCCCUUGGAUGGUUUGAAUGCGUGUUUUCUCUUACUGGUCAGAGGGGGAAGGGCCUGUGUGUCAUGUGCUCGGUCCUCUUGUUCUCUGUAGCAACUUGAACUUUGGGCCAAUAGGAGCCCUAGAUGGGUGUUGCCCGGUUGGUGGCUGUAUACGGGAUACCUAGCGCAGGAGGUGGGUAGAGCGCUUGCCUAACACCCCCCAAAGCCCUGAGUUCCAUCCCAAGUACCACAUAAACCAGAUAUGAUGGUGCUUGACUAGGUUCCCAUACACAAGAGGCAGAGGCAGGAGGAUCAGAAGUUCAGAGUCAUCCUUGACCAUAUAGUGAGUUUGAGACCAGCCUGGGCACCAUGAGACCUUGUCUUGAAAAAUAAUUUUUGUAAAUUUAGGAGUCUUGGCACCUCCAACCCCAUGUACAGACACUGCAUGUCUCCCCCAAACACACACAAAGCCAGACUCCCCUCAACCUCCAUAUCCCUUGUCCCCAGUUGGACAUGGCGACCUAAGGUGUACAGAUCAAACGAGUGCCACCCACUUUUAACCUGGGGUCCUCGAGCUCCAGGCUGCAUAGUGGUUUUCACAUUCUUUGUAACUGAGGAUGAAAAACAAAAUCAAAAGAAGAAAAAUAUGACCCAGGCAGAUUCAAUGCAAUUCAAAUUUCCCAUCAGUUCCAUGUUGUUCCCAGCAUUGACAAAAUUAUUUGCAAGAGAGACCCCAAGACCCAUAGAGUCAAAAUAUAUUGUGACUUGGUCUGUGGUCAACUGGGCUGGCCUCUGAUGUAGUAGACUGUCUUACUGAGGAAUAAACCCACCAGAGUAGAAGGGAUGGGUGCCUGUGGGAAGCAGCCUACAGAAUUCCAAACGCUGAGAAGGGAGAGACAGCUCCUGGGCCCUGGCCAGGUGUUGUACCUGCUAGCACUGUGAGUCAAGUCCUUGAGGCUAUUGUGAGCUCUCAGAUGUGUCCAGCCCAUAGCCCACAGACUGCCUGCACCCCCAAACAGCUGUGAAUGUGACCCACUACAAAAACUGUAAACUAACUUAAAAUAUUAAGGGUUUUUUUAAUAUAUAUAUAUAUAUAUUUUCUUUUCCAUUUCUUUUUUUUCCCUAAGGGUAUGAACUUUGUAGAUGACCAUGCCAUGUCUCAGUGUCAAAGGUGCAGGAUGCAUGGCUAGCUAGACUUCAAGGUUGCCUGGGUCAGUCAGUGAUGCCGGCACAGACACAGGUUGGCUUCAACAACAGAUACUCAUUUCUCCCAGAUCUGGGAUCAUCUCCUCCACGGUGCCUUUCUCCAAUCUCUUGUCUCUGGUGUCUUUUUCUUCUAUGAAUACUAAGAACACUGCAUUUCUUCUUAAUUAGAGCCCCACCCCUCUGACCUCUUCAAAGAUUCUUUCUGUGGGAGUGGCCUUAAGGACUUCAACGGGAGAUGUUGGGGAAAGACUCAGUGUGAGCAUUGUGGGAAGUCAUCCUUCAGUCCUGUACCAAGACCCUAGAGGUGGCUGAGGCUGUGGAUUUCCAUUAUCUGACGGCUUCCCAUCUCUGGUUUUUCAUUUCCACACUGGCCCCAAGCUGGAGUCCCCAAACAGGCCCUCCCUGUCCUCAUGUCCUGCCGAUCUUCAUUACAUCCAUCCACCCUCCUGGGGACUGGUCUUGUUGUAAGAGUGAUCCUGGUAAAGCCAAGCCUCCUUUUGCCCCUAGGUCGGCUUCUGUGAGAAACUACCACACACCAAGAGGUUUUUCACCAUCUGGCAGAUCCAGAGUCCAAAACAGAAUGUCCACAUGACCCACCCCCUCUGGAAUUUCUCAGUGUUUCCCUGUUGCUUCUUGACAUGUAAGGGUAUGUGAUAAACGCCAACAUUGCUUGGCUUGUGGGAGCAUCUCUCCAAUCUCUGUCUUUGUCUCCACCAGCCACACGGGGCUCCUUCCAUCUUUGUCUUCGUGUGGCUCUUUUUAUGUGGACCCAGUCCUGUUGAAUCAGGACACAGUGUAUGGGUUAUUAUUCUUGUGACUCUAACCAAAUGCCUGAGAGAACCAAUGCAAGGGAGGAGUUAUAUAUAUAUUUUUUUGGCUCACAGUUUCAGAGGACCCAGUUCAUCAUUGUCUGGCUCUGUGUUCCCAGACCUGUCUUGAGGCAGAAUGUGAUGGUGGUGUGAAGGCGAGGAGGGAGAGCAUGUUCUUUGUGGUAAAUAGGAAGCAGAGAGAGAGAACAAGCAGCACAGAGAGGAGUUAGGGUGAGAUGUCUCGUGGCCAUGUCCCCACUGGCCUACUUCGUCCAGCUAGGACCUACCUCCUGCCUUGGGGCAUCACAUUGUGACUCCAUCCAGGGUCUCAUUGUAGGUUAGGUCAUCGGUAUCAAACUGUCUCCAGAAACUACAUCAUAGACACCCAGAGGUGCUUUGCCGAUCCCUUGAAAAGCAUUUCUUAAUUCUGUCAAGGUGACACAAUCAAGAUUGCCCAUCACAUCCCUUUACUCAAGUGUGAUCUCAUCGGAAGUAACACACCUUCAUGACCCUGUUUCCAACCGGGGCCUGUUCUGAGGCCCUGGGACACAACUCAAACCCUAGCGUUCUCUCAGUGACUGUCCUCUGUAAGCAGUGUCAUCUUGGCUCCUUUGUGGCAAACCCUGGGUCCUCCAGAGAGAGAUUUCCCAGAAUCCAUGGGCUACUUCUCAAUCCUACUUAUGACAGACAUGCCCCAUCCUUGAGUCCCGAUAGUCAUAGGCUUUCAGCACAUGCAUAGUCAGAGCGGGCAAUGCAGAAGUAACAAUAAGGUCACUGGGAUGAGGAUUUAGAAAGAUCUGUGUAUAAAAGGUCUAGAAGGAUGAAUAUCUAGACCAAGGAGGGUGAAUGUGUAAUGUUCCUACCAUUGCCGCCCCUUCCUCUACCCUUGGCAGACAUUGCUAAUCAAUCUCAGCACACCUUCCAACUGCAGCCAUAGAACAUUAGCCAGGUAAGCCCCAAAUGUGCUGAGAAGGGAAGAUAGGUCCCCCAGAAAGCCCCUUCUAAUAACCAAUAGUGGCUUUAGAACUCACGCCUCAGAGUUUUUCAGAAACCCAGCCACUUGGGGGCUCUCCUUAGUGGAUAGUCUGCUUGGAACUGUAUAGGAGUUACUUUCUAAUUAGGGAAUUUGGCAAGCUAGGAAAGGAUUCUUUCCAGGUAACCCUGUAGCUGGUACCAUUUAGUAAACUGCUUGCUGCUUAGAGAGAAUCAUUUAUUCUCUGGGACAGCUUCCCUGCCACGAAACAGCUGGACUGUAUGGCCACAAAGAUGGACACCUGGAAAUAUGGCUGCACACACGGUAGCAGGCCCAGAAGCAGGAAGGAGUUCUGAAGUUCAGCCAGGGAAGUCAGGAUAUGUGGCAUAAGGUGUUGGGAAAAAGGAAUCUGACCCUAAAUGCUUUUUCAUCUCUUGCCUGUAUGCAAGGCCCAACAUCGAGUUUUCACCCAGUGGCCUCUGAGGUUCUCAUGGACCCGAAACUCACUCUACGCCUGAACUCUUCAAAUGCUGCUGAUAACCAAUUUGGUGACCAAUAGGACCUUGCAUGGGCCACUCUUCACCUCCUGCCUGAUCCCAUCUCUUGCCCACGUGCUGAGGAAGAAUGAAAACUAGCCAUUGUGUACUUAGCUUAAAUGGAAUCUGGAGAGUGAUGUCCCGUUCCAUGCAGCUGGUAGCCAUUGUUUGUGACUCUGUGAUAUUUGCAUUGUAGAUCCUUAGAUUUGAAAGUCUGGUGAUUCAAACCAAAGCUUAGUUUUCCUUUUCUACUAAUUUGAAGGGAAAAAAAUCCCAGCUUGGCUAUUUCUUCACAUCUUAAAAUGCCUUGACUUCUCUCGAUAACCCACCGCAGGUACCAGGAUGUGAGAAAUGCUAGGUUCGGGAUGUAAGAGGUAACUCUAUCCAGUGACAGGCAAUGCCCAAGAAACAUCCAAUCAUGAAAAUAGAUGUCUGUGAUGUACAGAAGGCUGCGGGAACCUGCAGGGGCCAUAAAUGCACACAAGUGUGGGCAGUAGUCCAUGAAGCUGAGGUCUGAAGGAAGAGGAGGAGGCAGGAAGGGCAGACUGGCCGAAUUAGAAGUCUAUCAAUCUCGGUGCUGUUGACCUUGGACUCAGUCAAUUCUUGGGUUCCUGUUAUAGCCCAGGCUAGCCUCAAACCCUUGAUCCUCCUGUCCCUGGUGGAGAAACAGCCACUAAACAGCAUGAUAGAAUGUGACUGCCCUGUCCCUGAUCUGGGUGUGGCUGAUGGAAAGUUCUCUGUACCAUGCCUUUAAUCAGAUCCAGGGUACCCAGUGGCUCAGAACUGGAGGAGGGGAUGGUAGACAUUGCAAGAGACUGGAGUUUGGUGAGCACUUUGGAAUUUGACACACAUGGCUGAGUGCCUCGUGGGAAGGAAGCUGGGUCACUGGGACUCUGCUCCAUGAGGGUCAACAAGCCGCAUCCUCACCCUGCCCAGGGUGGGACAUUGACAAUCUGUGGAUGUCUCUACUGUACACAGGCCAGGCACCAGCCCUCCUCCUGAAAGCCUGCUCUUGUCUGCUCCUGUUUCUUACCCAUGCUGUCCCACCACCUCUCAUACAGAGCUCUGAUGUGUCAGCCUCCUGACCCCCAGACCCAUAUGGACACACUGGAAAGCCCCACCAGAUAGUCUUGCCAUAGUUUCUCUCUCUCUCUCUCUCUCUCUCUCUCUCUCUCUCUCUCUCUCUCUCUCUCUCUCUCGGCAUUGCGCUUCACUCUAAGCAUGGGCCACUGGAGUACUGACAUCAGAGACACGCAGGAACAUGGAGACAUGUUGGCGGAAAGAUACCCACACCCUACAUAAUUCUCUAGAGAAAUAAUGAAUGUGUUGGGCAAAGCCCUGAUUUGUUAUUGAAGAAGCUGACAAUAACCCAGGGGUCAAAGAGAGUCCCAGACUGAAUGUGUAAUGGGGCCUAAAGUGUAGGAGAGACUGCAUUAGCUUUGUUGGUAGGGUGGGGUUUCUUCCGUUCCUCUAAGUAUCUGUGUGGGCUUGAGGCAUGGUAAACAGCGCCUUGACCAACUAUAGAACUCCCUGGGGUGGGACCUGUAAAUGAAUGGGGCACUCAGAUCUGCUUCAACUUGAUUCAACUCACAGUUCUCUACUUCCUCUGGCUAACUGUGGCUUCACCAACAAGUUCUCAGCGUCCUUGGCUCUGCUGGAGCAUACUUUGGACUUUCUUAGCUUUGUGAAACCCUUAGCGCUUGAUCUGUUGCUGGUCCCCAUGUGGGUGGCUGCCAUUAAUAGUGGCUCCAUAGCAUCCCAGUCUCUGACAUCUUGGCACCCGACUGAAUGCCUCACCCCAAAGUGUACCUCUCAGGAUAUCGCUGGGCACAGGCAGGUGAAAUAAAGAGGCAGUGGGUGUCUCCUACCCAUUUAGAUGCUGAUGUCCUGGGGACUGUGAACAGGGACAUCUGGGUCUCCUAAGGAAUAGCUUGGAACAACUUCCAGGUACAGGGGGAACUGAGAGGUCUCCAGAAAGACCAUCCCCUGACCUUGGUAGAAGCAGGAAGCUUUUCCUCCUGUUCCACAGCCCCAAGAUCAAAGCCAAGGCCAUCAUCGGGGGCACACAAGUCUGGCUCCACAGGCAAGCAGCCUUGCCAUAGCAGGCCAGACUCUACAGCCCAGGUUCCCACUCCAGACCUGUUGUUCCUCCAUCUUUUGAUCUUUUCUUGGCGGUCUGCUCUAUAGACUCCUCUGUCAUAUGUCCCAACAGGUGGACAGCUCUCCAAGUCACCAACUUGAGGAAAAUCCCUCAUUGUAAAAAAGGCUUUCUUUGUAAAUUAUUCUGUUGCCUUUUUCUAAACACAAAGUAUAUAUACCUAUAAAUGCUAUAUAUAUUAUAUAUGUGUAUAUAUAUAAAGACUAAUUCUUGUACAGCCCUCCGCGGACCUCAGGCCCACACUGUUUUCUCCAUGUCUGUCUGUACUGACUGUUGCAGGGUGAGCUGAUGUAUGACCUUGGUUUCCCAUUUCCUUCUGGACCACUGUCUCUUUCUUCCCCUCUCUGUCUUACUCUCUGUCUCUUUCACUUGUUGCCAACAUGUUGCUGGGAAAGAAUAUUUGAUUUAGUUGCCAUCCAAGAAAACAAGCAGAAUGGGUGAAUGGGUAGAUGGAUCAAUGAGUGGAUGGGUGAGUGGAUGGAUGGAUAGAUAGAUGGAUGGACAGAUGAAUGGGUGGGUAGAUUGAUGUAUUGGUGGAUAUGUGGAUAUGUGAGUGGAUGGGCAUGCAAGUAGGUGGAUGAACAGAAGAGUAAAUGAAUAGAAGGAUGGAUGGAUGGAUGGAUGGAUGGAUGGAUGGAUGGAUGGAUGGACAGGUCAGUGGAGGGGUAGAUGGAUGGGUGGAUGGUAAAAUUGAUGGAUGUGUGGAUGGGUGAGUGGGUGGAUGAGUGGGUAGGAAGAUGGGUAGAUGGGUAGAUGGAUGGCUGAGUGGAUGGAUGGAUGGAUGGAUGGAUGGAUGGAUGGAUGGAGAGGAUGGAUGAAUGGGUUGAUUGGUGGUUGGAUGAGAGGUGGGUGAGUGGGUGGGUGGAUAGGCAGGUGGGUAGGUAGCUGGAUGGAUGGGUGGAUACAUGGAUGGAUGGGCAGAUGGGUGGGUGGAUGGUCCACUGUGUAUAUUUGUACAGAUCAUUUAUAAAGUUUUCUACACUUCUCAAAAAAGUAUUUCUAACCUGGGCUGUUGGACAGUCUGUGAGCCUAUGAGCCAGUGAGCCUGUUGUUUCUUGUGUCUAGUGCAAUGUUUAGUGAGAAUCCAAUGUCUGAGCUAUUUAUGCCAAUAAAGAAUUUGAGACUUAC
Molecule: messenger RNA, 13322 nt
Organism: Peromyscus californicus insignis
Lineage: Eukaryota; Metazoa; Chordata; Mammalia; Rodentia; Cricetidae
Gene: Ksr2
Product: kinase suppressor of ras 2
Exons: 20
Coding region: 699-3551 (950 amino acids)
Biological process (GO): protein phosphorylation
Molecular function (GO): protein kinase activity; ATP binding
Source: RefSeq, a predicted model, not a curated record